This is a messenger RNA of Wasmannia auropunctata (little fire ant), 543 nucleotides long. RefSeq lists its product as uncharacterized. The coding region runs from base 1 to 543 and encodes 180 amino acids. The transcript is spliced from 3 exons. The record is from RefSeq and is a predicted model, not a curated record. NCBI's taxonomy places the organism in Eukaryota, Metazoa, Arthropoda, Insecta, Hymenoptera, Formicidae.
AUGUCCGACAGCGAUAGUGAAGUUGAGGAAACUGAGCAGGAAAUGAAAUACCGGUUUAAGAUAGUAAAAUUUAUUAAAAGAGGAAGAAAGGGAUCGAAGAAGGAAAUAGAUAUUGUCCCUGCAGAAUGGAUACAUUGGGACAAUAAAACGAAAAGAUUAAAAGUACCAUUUCUACCUACUCCAUAUACUAAUGAAGACAUUAAGGAACUUCAUAAAAUCGUUAAAUCAGAAUGUGAAGCACCAGAGUCAUGGCCUUUAUAUAACGUCGACAUUAUUGGCGAAUCAAGGACAUAUACAGACGCAGUCAGUCGACUCUUACUUCUCGAGAAGACAGAUACGGCUUUCUCUCAGGAUUCGGAAGAUGAUACAGAAAAAAUUAAGAGAGCGGAGAUUGCAUACAGACAGAAAACAUUUAAAAAAACUUAUGAAUGUGCCAGAAAAUCCUUAAAUAAACCAAAGGAGAAUUUAAUUGAACAGACUGCCGACAAAGAAAACUCUUCUAUGACAGAUUUGGAUAGUAAGAUCUUUUUAGCGUUUUCAUAA